GAGACCCUCUAACUCCUUUGCUCCUAAGGAAGCAGUCUGCUCAGAGACUUAUUGCAGUCGCUUAAAAUUAGAAAUCUUGGCAAGUGCUAGUUUAAAGAAGUGGGGCUGAGAGUAGAACUGGAUCAUCUACAACUUGCAGGCUAGUUCUUCAUCGGGGAACAGAUCUGCUGCUGCAGUGUCACUUUAUGCUGGAUGGUUUCAUAGGGUUUACAGAACUGAAGAACUUCUGUGGAAACCUAUGGGAAAGUUGGGCUGCAAGAUCUUUCCUGAGAUGGUGGAAGACAAUAUUCCAAGAUAAGGGUUGAUGAUGAUUAUUUUGCUCUAUGUUACAAGCUUUGCACUCUGUGUCAGUGGGCAGCCAGCAAGCAAUAAACGUAAGGGAGAACACCAAAAUAUACAGUAUGUCUGUAGCAUCCCAGGAUUGCCGGGGCCCCCAGGAUCCCCUGGGGCAAAUGGAUUAGUUGGGCCACAUGGACGGAUUGGCCUUCCUGGAAGAGAUGGAAGAGAUGGAAGAAAGGGUGAAAUGGGGGAGAAGGGCGCAACAGGUUUACGAGGAAAAACAGGUCCACUUGGACCCAUUGGUGAAAAAGGAGAUCAAGGAGAAAGUGGCAAAAAAGGACCAAUUGGACCACCUGGAGACAAGGGUGAAAUUGGACCUGAUGGACCAUUGGGACCUAAAGGUGAUAAAGGGACCAGAGGAUAUCUGGGAGAACCAGGAGUGUGUAAGUGUGGUGAUAUCAUUCUAAAAUCUGCCUUCUCAGUUGGGAUUACCACCAGUUUUCCUCAGGAAAGACUUCCAAUCUUAUUUAACAAAAUUCUCUUUAAUGAAGGGGAACACUACUACCCAUCCGUAGGGAAGUUUAUUUGUGCCAUUCCUGGAAUUUAUUAUUUCUCCUAUGAGAUCACUGUCGCAGACAAGCAUCUGGCUAUCAGCCUGGUACACAAUGGAGAAUACAAAAUAAAGACGUUUGAUGCCAACACGGGAAACCAUGAUGUUGCCUCAGGUUCAACGUUACUCUACCUAAAGCCGGAAGAUGAAGUCUGGCUGGAGAUUUUCUAUGCAGAUCAGAAUGGUCUGUUUUCAGACCCGAGUUGGGCAGACAGUUUGUUUUCUGGAUUUCUUUUAUAUGCAGAUACUGACUAUCUGAAUGCUUGGUCUGAUGAUGAUUUUUGAUACAUGGCUCCAACUUGACAGAUCUGGGCUUUUUAGGUGGUACCCCAGUCUUCAAUGGUUCACUAGGACACUUUGACAACCUUUAUUUCUUGAACAGCUUGUUUCAGUGCCAUUUCAUUUAGGAAUGACAUAAACCAUUGUUAGACAAAAAUAAGAAACCGCCAAACAGGUCAUUUUGAGACUUAGUUAGAACCCUUGUAGGUCAUUUUAUUACACGCUAACAAAUAAAGACAACGAGAGACAGUAGUGGUGUAAAAAAGUUGCAAAUUAUGGCGCACACCAUAUUUGCACCAUAAUUUGCAACUUUUUGAAGCCAGUUUUUAUAAAUCUCCUCCAAUGUAUUAUUGCUAAUGAACCCCAUAUGUUUUAUGCAAAACUAAAUAAGCCAUAAAUCUUUUCAUUUCCCUGCUUAAAGUCUCAACGUAAUUUUUAGUCUCUUUAUUUUAGUUAUCAAUUUAAAAAAAAUUUCCUUGUGUAAAUAUAAA
Molecule: messenger RNA, 1659 nt
Organism: Bufo bufo (common toad)
Lineage: Eukaryota; Metazoa; Chordata; Amphibia; Anura; Bufonidae
Gene: C1QTNF7
Product: C1q and TNF related 7
Exons: 3
Coding region: 305-1174 (289 amino acids)
Molecular function (GO): protein binding
Source: RefSeq, a predicted model, not a curated record